Molecule: messenger RNA, 183 nt
Organism: Heterobasidion irregulare TC 32-1
Lineage: Eukaryota; Fungi; Basidiomycota; Agaricomycetes; Russulales; Bondarzewiaceae
Exons: 1
Source: RefSeq, a predicted model, not a curated record
GUAGCCAGCCCCAUGACGCUCCACAAGCCCGCGCCCACAACCGGCCCCACCGCGAGCCUCCUCAACAUCAUCGCUCAAAAAACAGACCACGUCCGCACCCGUCCCCGCUCCUCCCCGCCCGCCCCGCCCCGCUCACACGCCCCCCCGCCCCCGCCCCCGCCCCUGCAGAUCUCCGCGCUCGAG